This is a messenger RNA of Panicum virgatum (switchgrass), 1507 nucleotides long. Its product is annotated as WUSCHEL-related homeobox 8-like. NCBI's taxonomy places the organism in Eukaryota, Viridiplantae, Streptophyta, Magnoliopsida, Poales, Poaceae. Bases 391 to 1203 code for a protein of 270 amino acids. Gene Ontology annotation, molecular function: DNA binding; DNA-binding transcription factor activity. The record is from RefSeq and is a predicted model, not a curated record. The transcript has 3 exons.
UUUCAUUCCGCCGCGACUCGCGGCGCCCGCUCGUGGCCGGUGCGCGCGCGGCCGCAACCGCCACCACCGCCUUCCCACUCCCGAAUAGCAGUAGUCCUCCUGCCACUUUCCUCGUCCCUGUCUUGCUUGCCAUCUCCCCCCCCCCCCCCCCCCCCCCUCCCCUCUGCUGCUCUGCACCCCGUCCGGCGCGGCCUUCCCUCCCGCGAGAGGGCGCGUCGCAGGGACGCCGGCAUCGCCGCCAACCGGGUGCCUGCCUAACCGGCCGAUUUCCUUCCUUGCAUAGCCCCCAUUCCACCGCACAAAUAGCGCGCGGCUUUCCCAAUUCCCGUCCCGUGGCCCUCUUCCGAGAUCUUUGCCACUUGGUGCGUCCUCCUGUAGCGGCUGGGGGCGAUGGAGUGGGGGGACAGGGCCAAGGCCGCCGCGGCGGCGGACGAGAGGGCCGGAGGUGGGGAGGGGCUCGGGGGGUUCGUCAAGGUGAUGACCGACGAGCAGAUGGAGGUGCUCCGCAAGCAGAUCUCCAUCUACGCCACCAUCUGCGAGCAGCUCGUCGAGAUGCACCGCACCCUCACCGAGCACCAGGACUCCAUUGCAGGAAUGAGGUUCAGUAAUAUGUACUGUGAUCCUCUAAUUAUUCCUGGAGGUCACAAGAUCACAGCAAGGCAACGAUGGCAACCUACACCGAUGCAGCUGCAGAUCCUUGAGAACAUAUUUGACCAAGGCAAUGGAACGCCAAGCAAGCAAAAGAUAAAGGAGAUAACAGCAGAGCUCUCACACCAUGGCCAGAUCUCUGAGACAAAUGUCUACAACUGGUUUCAGAACAGACGGGCACGGUCGAAGCGGAAGCAGGCUGCUGCUGCUUUACCUAAUAAUAACGCUGAAUCUGAAGCUGAAGUGGAUGAGGAGGCCCUAACCGACAAGAAGCCGAAGUCAGAUAGGCUGCUCCAUGAUGACAAGGCUAUGAGUGUUCACAAUGCUGAGCGGAUCUCAGGGAUGCACCACUUUGAUGCAGAUCAUGAUCAAAUCAGUGGCAUGAUGUAUGGAUCCAGUGAAAACAGCAUGAGAUCGUCUGGCAAUUCAGGCCAGAUGUCCUUCUACGAGAACAUCAUGUCGAAUUCAAGAAUCGACCAUUUCCCAGGGAAGAUGGAGAGCUCCCGGAGCUUCUCACAUCUCCAGCACGGGGAUGGCUUCGACAUGUUUGGAUGACAUCUCUCUGCACCGAGUUACCCUGUAAAAAGUGUUUGUUGACAGCAUUCGCCCAAUUCGCUGACAUGAAAGUUCAUCCCUGAGCGACUCUGUGUUGCUUGCCCUGGUCUGGUUUAACCAACCCCCAGAUGGAAGCUCGCUCUCGUGGCAUCGACUUGUUGGAAUAGGUGUAAGAAGUUGAUAUAUAGUAUUUGCCCGUAGUCUAUCAUACGCGCAAUUAUCUUCAUGUAAUCCCUCCACGUUUGCAAAUUUUAGCAUGAGACCGUCGUAUGCUAUGCAGCAGCUUUUUGUCGCGCUUGCCUUU